CCAAGCAGCUUCGGCACAAGUUCAUUUUGGUUUUUUUCCAUCCUCGAAGUUCACAGAUCGUACUCCCAACCGUAAUGCCAAGCCAACCAUGCCUUCACAUAAGACUUUCAUGAUCAAGAAGAAGCUGGCCAAGAAGAUGAGGCAGAACAGGCCUAUCCCUUACUGGAUCCGCAUGCGCACCGACAGCACCAUCAGGUACAAUGCGAAGCGUCGGCACUGGCGCCGCACCAAGCUAGGGUUCUAAGCUCUAUGAGUUUAUUUUAUUUCUAGACAUUUUAAUUUUUCCGUGGAUAUUGGAAACUAUUGGUUGAUGGCAA
This is a messenger RNA of Hibiscus syriacus, 317 nucleotides long. Its product is annotated as 60S ribosomal protein L39-3-like. Gene Ontology annotation, cellular component: cytosolic large ribosomal subunit; ribosome. Gene Ontology annotation, biological process: translation. The record is from RefSeq and is a predicted model, not a curated record. The transcript has 4 exons. Gene Ontology annotation, molecular function: structural constituent of ribosome. The coding region runs from base 89 to 244 and encodes 51 amino acids. Lineage: Eukaryota; Viridiplantae; Streptophyta; Magnoliopsida; Malvales; Malvaceae.